Messenger RNA from Culex quinquefasciatus (southern house mosquito), 5426 nucleotides. RefSeq names its product cyclin-G-associated kinase (gene aux). Gene Ontology annotation, biological process: positive regulation of Notch signaling pathway; protein phosphorylation; regulation of clathrin-dependent endocytosis. The transcript is spliced from 4 exons. The record is from RefSeq and is a predicted model, not a curated record. The coding region runs from base 177 to 3932 and encodes 1251 amino acids. Lineage: Eukaryota; Metazoa; Arthropoda; Insecta; Diptera; Culicidae. Gene Ontology annotation, molecular function: AP-2 adaptor complex binding; ATP binding; protein serine/threonine kinase activity. Gene Ontology annotation, cellular component: cytoplasm.
CUGAAAGAAAAUCCACAAAGGAAAGAAGACUCUCCACAAGCAGCAGCAGCAAAGGCAGCAGUCAAGUGAAGUGAAAGAAAAAAGCCUUCUGUGAUCUGUGGUGGAAAAAAUCGGAUUUUCGGUGUUUUCUUUGGUUCGCGCAGCACCCGGGACUGUCCACCGGCACUCGAACGACCAUGAGCGACUUCCUGAAAUCGGCCCUCGGCUACUUCAACGCGGGUCCUGUGGUCGGUGGGAACGGCGGAGGCGGCCAGGACAACGAGUUCGUCGGCCAAAUCGUCGAAGUUGGCACCGUCAAGCUGCGAAUUAAACGUGUUAUCGCCGAAGGCGGCUUCGCGUUCGUCUUUGUCGCCCAGGACACCGCCAGCGGGAACGAGUACGCGCUGAAGCGGCUGCUCGGUGCCGACAAGGAAGAGUGCAACAACAUAAUCCGCGAGAUCAACACGCUCAAGCAGGUCUCGGGCCAUCCGAACAUUAUUCGCUUUGUGGCGGCUUCGUUCAUUGACCGCACGCAGAAUGCUGGGGCGGCCAAGCGGGCGGAAUAUUUGCUCGUGACGGAACUGUGCAAGGGCGGAUCGCUGUACGACUGUUUGGAGAAGGAGCUGGCGCCGGAUACGGUGCUGCGUGUGUUUUACCAGGCUUGUAAGGCGGUUGCGCACUUGCACCAACAGACGGUGCCGAUCAACCAUCGGGACAUUAAGGUGGAGAAUUUUCUGCUGGGCGGUGAUGGGCUGUUGAAGUUGUGUGACUUUGGGUCGGCCUCGACGGACACUUAUGCGCCGGAUGUGAGCUGGAAUGCGCACCAGCGGGACAUGCUGGAGGAUCAUUUGGGGCGGUGUACGACACCGAUGUAUCGAUCGCCGGAGCAGUUGGACACGUGGGCAAAUUACCCGAUUGGGGUGAAGACAGACAUUUGGGCGUUGGGUUGUAUUUUGUUCUGCUUGUGCUACCGGAAGCACCCGUUUGAGGAUUCGGCCAAGCUGCGGAUCAUCAACGCAAAUUAUACCAUUCCGAAUGACUCGCGGUACGCGUGCUUCAACGACAUCAUCCGCGGAUGCUUCCAGGUUGAUCCGGUGAAGCGAUUUGACAUUUCGAUGGUGUUGGACCGUUUGGCCGCGAUCGCGGAAACGAAGGGCUGGCCGUUGAAAGCGCCGCUUGCGUUGAGCGGUAAGCCGUUGAAUACUCCGCCGAGCGGACCGACGCCCGUUCCGAGUCCGAUGCACCACCAACCGGAUGUGGUGCCGGCAAAUCACGUUCCACCGGCGCGACCUGCGCCGCCAAGACCGGCACCAAUGGCAGGAAGUGCCGGGCCGCCACCGCAGGAGCGAAGAAAUCCUCAAAGACCACCGGAUCCGGUAAGGCCGCCACCGCCGGUUGUGGGAUCGGCUCCUGUUCAUCAUUAUCCUCAGCCCCAACCGGCGGUGGCUCCGGGAAUGGUAGGAGCUGGUGGCGGAUUGUUUUCAUCGAUUAAGGGUGGCGCUGGAAGUUUCUUGAAGAACUUGAAGGACACUUCGUCGAAGGUCAUGCAAACGGUUCAGCAGAGCAUCGCUCGAACCGACCUGGACAUUAGCUGCAUUACGCAGCGUAUCCUGGUCAUGCCGUGUCCUUCGGAGGGGUUGGAAUCGACCUACCGGACGAACCACAUCGAAGAUGUGAAGAUCUAUCUGGAGAGUCGCUAUCUGCCGACGAAGAUCAGCAUCUACAACUUGGGUCCUCGUAGCUGUCCGCGGAUACCGCCUCCGGUGCGCACGGUUGAGGGCAACUUUAUAUAUUCGCCGGUUCCACCCUCGUACAAGGCACCGACCCUGGCCGGAUUGUACGCUCUGGCUGAAGAUAUGUACGGCUUCUUGAAUGCCGAUCCAAAAACCGUAAUUGUCAUCCAGAGUCCUGACGGCGGGAAGGCCCUCGCGGCAACCAUGGUUUGCGCCCUGCUAGUGUACAGUGGACUGUGCGCUGAGCCGGAGGACGCCAUGCAGAUCUUCGCCGUGAAGCGAACUCCGCCCAACAUGCGAGCUUCGGAGUUGCGCUAUCUGUACUAUCUGGGAGAUGUUGUUCGGUCGGUGCCCCACUUGCCGCACUACAACCCGGUUACGCUGGUUUCCGUCACGCUGAAUCCGGUGCCGCGGAUGACCAAGGCCCGUGAUGGGUGUCGCAUCUACAUUGAGGUGGCUUCCGGCGAUCGGAUUUUGUUCAGCACACUGCAAGAGUACGAACGGAUGCGGUUGUAUGGAGCUCACGAGGGGAAAAUUACGCUUGCGCUCAAUGUGACGGUUUGUGGAGACGUUACGGUUACGCUGUACCACGCUCGAAACGCCCUCGGGGGAAUGGGCCGUCCCCAGGGAUUGAAAAUUUGUCAAUUCCAGCUCAAUACUGGUUACAUUCCGGAGGAGGAAACACUAAUCAACUUCAGCAAGACCGAGCUGGACGACGUCCCGGACGUGGAACACGUACCGCACGGCUUCAACGUAGCCCUGUCCGUGUUUGUGGGCGAUUCGGAGCGACCUCCAGCUUCGCAACCUCCGUGGAUUCCGGCCAAACCGGUUCGCGAUCCGAAAGUGCUGUUUGCUUCCCAGCUUGAGUACGAAGAAAACGUCGACAACUUCAUCUCGAAGCCCUCCGGCGGCAGCAACAAACCUGCUCCUCACCGUCCUCCUCCGGCAAGGCCACCAGCUCCUCCCUCGCCUCAGCCAGCUCGGGCAACACCACCGAUCAAGAUCCAGGACGUUCCGGCCGCCGGCAGUAUUCCAACUGAUGUCGACUUACUUAACAUUAGCGCUAGUCAGCAGAAGAAGGUCGAGGAAGCCCCCCCUCCUGCGGAACAAACCACCUUCGACCUACUGGGUGGCUUCGCCGCACCGGUUAUCGACGCAGCCCCGGCCACAGGCAGCGAUCAACCAACAGCCGGAAUCGACGACAUCUUCGGAAACUUCGAGAGCGCCCCCGGCUGUGGCCCAGCUCCCCUUCAAUCGUCUAAAUCGGGCAGUGAACUAAACGGACUCAACUUAAACUUUGACAACUUUGGCGGAGUUGCUCAACCGGCUGCGGCCAGCGGCCCAAACGGCACCAACAACCAGUUCAACAACAGCUUCGGGUUCGACCCGUUUGCCGGCAUCAGCGCCAGCGCAUUCCACAGCAGUCACCAACCGCAACAACCGCAGCCUCAGCCGCAACAGCCGCAACAGCCAGCCUCAAAGGAUCCCUUCGCGGACAUUGGUAACCUGGCCGCCGGAUUGGGCGCCACCGGCCCCGGAGGCUGGGGUAAACCCCCUCCGACCACCACUCCAAGUCCGCGCUCGACCCAGUUCUCUAGUCCGACGCACCAGUUUAGCGGCGCCAGCACGGCCAAUCCUUCGCCGAGGGCACCCUCGACGCCGAGCCACCAGCAGCAGCAGAUGCGAAGUCCCAACUCGGAUCCGCAGCGAGCCGCCGACUACAGCCGGUCACACUUUGACCAGUCAAAGCCGGCCGCGAACGGAAACGGAGGCGCGAAUGGUGGUGGUGCCAAGGAGAAACCCGGUGACAUCUUCGGGGACAUUCUGGGCUCGCAGGGCUACUCGUUUGGAAAUAUGCGGAAUCAGGGUCCGCGCACGAUCAACGACAUGCGGAAGGAGGAGCAAAUCAAGGAGAUGGACCCCGAGCGGUUGAAGCUGAUGGAGUGGACCGAGGGCAAGAAGGCAAACAUCCGGGCACUGCUCUGUACCGUGCACACGAUACUGUGGCCCGGCGCCAAGUGGACAAAGUGCGAGAUGCACCAGCUGGUCAGUGCGGCGGACGUGAAGAAGGCCUACCGGAAAGCGUGCCUGGCGGUGCACCCGGAUAAGCACACCGGCACCGAUAACGAGAGCAUGGCGAAGCUAAUCUUCAUGGAGCUAAACAACGCCUGGAGCGAGUUCGAAAAUGACGCAACGCAGCAGAAUCUGUUCGCCAACUAAACAGAGCACGGAGGUUACAAUUAAUCAUUAGUGCAUCGUGUUGAUCAUAGAAGCAUCACCUUUAAACUUAGUUUACCGGACACAUACACGCUCACACCCAAGCCACGAAGGGGCUUUCGAGUAUUUUUUUGGGUUUUUCAUUUUUUGAUGUUUUUUUUUUUUACUCCAAGCAAAUGAAUAAAUGUUGUGACACUAUUUUACACCAAUUAAUUUUUCGGCAACAUUCAAGUUUUAUUUUUUGAAAAUGUUCUAUUCUUUCACAGCACUUAAUUUUUCAAAGUUUUAAUCUAUGCUUCUCAAUUAUUCACAAGCUACCGAAGCACAUCUCUAUCUAUAUCUAUAUAUUCAAAAUAUUCUGAAUGCUGAAAAUGUUGAGAUUAUGCUACCUAAUUAUGCAAAAAGAAAACAACAACAAAAAAAGUAAUACAGUGGACUUCCUCGUUGUCGAUAUUGAAGGGACCGUCGAGGUAUCAAAUUAUAGAACGAAAAAUCAUAGCAUGCUACUUGAAGGGACUGAAACAAUUAUUGACAGCUGGAGCAAUAUUGAUAUCGACCAAAUCGACAGCUAGCGAGUCAACUGUAAAACCCACAAAAAAGAAACAUAUAUCUACUCUCAAUGUUAUUGUUUAGAAUAUCGAGUAAGAAAUCAAACCAACCUAUAUAAAUAUCUACAAAACAAAAAUAUUUCCGCAAUUAGCUGUGUAAAAAAAAACAAUUCCCCACAAAACAAAAGCAAACCCCCGUUGUUAAAUGUGAAUGUAUUAAAAUAAAUUACGAUGCAAACAAAAAAUAAAUGUAGCAGCAAAGCAAAUCAAAUUAAAAUCCAACUUAGCAACAGCAACAGUAAAGUAACAUUGUUUUCAAGUGAAGUAAUAACACAAACACGCACUGUGAUUGUUAGCAAGAUCGGGAUGCUUGUGUUGAGAGUUAGAGGAUCGUCUGCUCAAUCGUCGUUUCGUUUGUUUGUUUUGUCAACCAACGAAUUUUGUUUCCAGAACUGAACUACUUUUUUUUAUUUUUAAAUCAAUUGGUCGUCGAAGCUGCGUUUGCUUUUUUUUCUGUAAAUAUACAACUCCAACAAACAAGUAAAACUUAAGUUGUAAUUUUUAGUGUCGAUAGUAUAAUGCAAUAAUUAUCUGUGAAUUUAGUUUGAUCGAUUCCAGUGAAACAGGACGGUGGCGAAUAACAAACAAGAAAGCAGAAGAAAGCAGUCGCUGGUUUCCUUUACCGAUUUUGAUUUCAUGACUGUGUUGAUAUUUUUAAGCUUCCCCUUUAUCAUUGGCUUACGAAAAAGGUAGGAUCCACAAUGUGAUGAUGUGAACGUUGAAUGCUGAUUAGGGUUCGAUAAGUUUGGAAUUAUUUGAACGAUGUGAAUUUAAUUCGAAUGAAGAUACGUUAAUUCAUAGAAACUCUAUUUAUGAAGGGAUAUAGUUAAUAUAUUAUAAUUAUUAUUAUUAAAGAAACUGAUAAUAUUCCAAUUGAGCAAAUAGAAAA